Symbiodinium pilosum is the source of this 609-nucleotide messenger RNA. The record is from the annotation of a GenBank genome assembly. Lineage: Eukaryota; Dinophyceae; Suessiales; Symbiodiniaceae.
GCCUACAGCAUCGUGAUCAAAGCGUUCGCGCAGGAAGGGCGCCUGAAGGAGGCAACUGCGUGGCUUCAGACGUUGGCAAGUCCUGACAUCGAGGCUUUCAACACUGUUUUGCAUGGCUAUGCGCGUGUGGGCCAGGUUGAGGAAGCCGAGGCAUGGAUGGCACGCGCCCAAUUCGUGGGCCUUAGCCCGACGGCCGUGAGCUACACCAGCUUGGUGGAUGCUUGCGCCAAGUCUGGGCGCUUGGGGGCUGCUCUUCACUUCGUCCGGCAGGCAGCCAAGAGUGGCGUUGCUACGGCAUUCCUCUACCAUGCGGCCAUUGAUGCCUAUGCCAAGCAGGGCUGUCUGGCAGACGCGGAGAAGCUUUUUGACGAGAUGGAGGCUCAACGCCUGGAACCCGGCCGCGAAGCCUUCACUGGCCUUGUGCACGCAGCGGCGCGUUCUGGCCAGCCUGCAGAGGUUGCCGAGUCCUGGCUCCGCCGUGCGGAGGCAGCCGGCCGCGUCGACGUGAUGCUUGUGCAGCCGGCCAGCAUUUCAAUUGUCCAGUCUGUGGCUUCUGUCCGCAUCAAAGUGCACUUGAUUGUGGAGAUUCUAGCAUCUGUUCGAUCGUAA